Messenger RNA from Gordionus sp. m RMFG-2023, 1162 nucleotides. Its product is annotated as leukocyte receptor cluster member 1-like. The record is from RefSeq and is a predicted model, not a curated record. The transcript is spliced from 9 exons. NCBI's taxonomy places the organism in Eukaryota, Metazoa, Nematomorpha, Gordioida, Chordodea, Parachordodidae. The coding region runs from base 52 to 1074 and encodes 340 amino acids.
GAACAAAAUAUGCUAAUAUAUUAGCUUCUAAUCAUUCAUACAUAAAUAAAAAUGAAUCUGUUAUCAACGAAAAGCUGGCAUGUUAGAAGAAAGCAUAAUAUUGCUCGUGUUAGAAAAGAUGAGGCGGAAGCAUUGGAGGAUGACAUGAAAAAACAACAUAAGCAAACACAAUAUAAAAGUGAAGCGAGACUUAAUAUAUUAAGGCAAAAGCUAAUGAAAAAGCAAGGAUUUAUUGUAGAUGAAAUGAAUACAGCUCAUUCCUCAGAUUCUCAUAUCAAUUUUUUUGCAAAUAUUGAAAAAGGAGAUAAGAUCGAAAAUUUCGAAAACGCUGAAAAAGAAGCGGAAAAAAAGGAAGAAAUAGAGAAUUGGGAAAAGAAGAUGGGAAUACUUAAUUAUUUGGGCCAAAGUGCGGUCGACUCUCAAAAAUGCGUUCCUUGGUAUUUAAAGUCCAAACAAGAUAAGGAGAAAAGUGCCAACAAGGAUUUCUCGAGAGAAAAUCAAGAAAUAGAGGAUAUAUUUGCCGCUGCCAAGAUGAAGAAGCUCGAAGAGGAUCGGCAGAAAGAACUCAAACAAAAAACGCUGGAUUACCUCAAUAACAAUUCUACAAUAUCUACUGACAAUAACGCAGGAAUCCUAAUUAAUGAAAUCCUUGACACAACACCGAAAAAAUCACACAAACAUAAAAAAGGACACAAGCGGAAAUCGACGAAAGAAUUGAUGAAAAAAUCUUCAAGGAAGCAUCGAGAUUCGCGCAGUAUAUCUGAAUCUAGUAGUUCCGACCAAUCAUGCACAAGUUUGCGAAAGAAAAACAAAUCAGACGAAACAUCUUCUUUAGAUAUGGACAAGCUCAGACGCGAAAGACUUAAACGGGAAAUGGAUGAGCGUCUUAAGGCCGAAAAUUAUAUCAAGGCUCACACCAUGACUAAAAUGUCUGGGUCGAAUCGUGAUCGUGUUGAACUUCAAGCUGAAACUGUUUUAGCGAUAUCAAACGAUCGGCGUGCAAACGAGGAUACCUACUAUAAUUCCCAAUUUAAUCCCGAUUUAAUAUCAAAUAGACGCAAGAAAUAUAAAUAAUUGAUAUAAUAUUGAAUAUAUUUUUGUAUUUAAUUAUUUAUUUAUUAUAAUAAUGUAUAUAUAUAUAUAAUAAAAUUGGUUACUCCUG